Anopheles coluzzii is the source of this 1553-nucleotide messenger RNA. RefSeq lists its product as uncharacterized. Bases 106 to 1398 code for a protein of 430 amino acids. The record is from RefSeq and is a predicted model, not a curated record. The transcript is spliced from 7 exons. Lineage: Eukaryota; Metazoa; Arthropoda; Insecta; Diptera; Culicidae.
GGAAAAGAAAAAGGAAAGAAAAAAAAACUUAGUGUUUGUAUACGCGAUUACGCUAGUGUUUGCUUGGUAGGAGUGAAGAAAUCCGUGACACGCUGCCAUCCAAAAAUGAUGCUCCCAAGCUAUAACGUCUUUCGGCCGUUUGCCAUCUUUGCCGGUGUGUUUGGCAUUUUUCAAUCCCUCAUAUGGAUCGGUUUCGCGAUCACGGGCAUCAUCUCGUACUAUUGCGAUAUAGAUUUUUCAGGCCAAUCGAGCACGAUGGGCUCGCUGCUAACGCUUACCUUCUUUAACAUCUACUUCCGCGGUACUUGCGUGCAGCAGAACAUCCCACCGAUUGACAUGUCACUGGUACAGCCGCUCAAUCUAAUGCCCGCGGGCGACGUGCACGCGUUCGUGUGGGUCUACCUCAUCAUACAUCUCUUCUGGGGCAUCAGCUCGCUGACGCUGCUCACAAAUGCACGGCACAAGUAUGUGCGCUACAUAAAUGUGUUCCUGUACAUCUGGAUCAUCAUCACCAUGAUCAUCAGCGUGCUCGAUCUGGCACUGGGCAUACUGUUUGCAAUCGAUUACGAUACGAUUGUUCGUGCACUGUUCGAGUAUCCGUUCGACAUGGGGCAGGUGCUACCGGCGGUCCAGGUGCUGGCCACGGCCGCGCACGUCUCCGGCAUCAUGAUGGUGAUGGCAUUCCGCGGCUGGAUCCUCUGGAUUGUCAACGUGUCGCUCGCGAUCUUCAUGUUCACGCAAACGUUUAAGAUAUACGACUACAAUCAGAUGCGCCGCAAGCAAAAGUCCACCGGUGGCACGGCAAACGGAGGCUACGUGCCGGAGGGUGAUACGAUGCGACGGCCACCCAUCGAUGCGUACGAUAUGAGUCAACCCCGCACGCAGUCGUUCGCCCAGCCGGUCGUGUCCGAGUACCGGCGCCCACUGGAACGUAUCAGCGAGGCACCGAUUCAGGUAGAGUCGCCCGUCCCACCGCAGCAGGACUGGAGCCAGCAGCAGCGGUCCUUCGAGCCAAAGCCAACCGUCGUCGUGAGCCGUACGCUCGAGCCCCUGGCCAGACCGCAAUCGAACGAACCGGAGGAACGUCCGACAGUCGACAAUCGUCCCAUCCCACCGCCACCCCCGCCAAAGAACUUCAUGAACACGGUGGUCCGACGGGACGUGGCGGCGGCAAAGGUAGCGCGCGAGCUUAACUAUCGCAACAGCUUCAACGUGAACAACAGUGGCAUUGCCGCGGUCAAUUUGCGUCCCACCGGGCUGAACCUUACCAACCCGGGACCGCUCGGCGGGGAGACGGAUCUGCCGACGCCCAACUACAGCCCGCCGAUGCCGCGCACCAAUCCGUUCGAAAACCGGCCACCGUUGCGAUCGGUGCUGCGAAAUUCGCGUUUCCAGUAGGGAGUGUUUCUAUGCUUAGGGCUUUCAUGCACAGUACUAUAACCCCCCUUAGUCGAUAAGUAGACAGAUAGGAAUGAAUAAAGCGGACUGGGAGUGGGUUAUUUUCUCUCCCUCUCUCUCUCGCUCUCUGUAUGUUUCACACGCACAACCCAAUA